AUGGAAGGUGAAGGUAAUGUAUUUGAUCAUAUUAAUAAAUUUAAUGAGUUGGUAUCUAGAAUCAUGAAUGAAGGGGAAGAUAUCAAAGAUGAAGAGCAAGCACUAAUUUUGUUGGCUUUACUACCUAAAUCUUACAAAUCAUUAGUGCAGUCAAUGUUAGCAGGGAAGAGCACACUACAAUUAAAUGAAGUAGUGAAAUCAUUGAAGAAGAGUCAACAAAUGAUGGGUAUUGAUCAAAGUCCCAAAGAAAAUCAGGUGCUAGUAGCCAAAGGAGGACACAAAAAGAAUUAUGGUGAUCAAUAUGGUAGAAGUUUUCAACCAAGAGAUAUGAGUUAUGUCAAGUGUCAUUACUAUCAACAAUUUGGUCACGUGUAA
Molecule: messenger RNA, 375 nt
Organism: Lathyrus sativus (Indian pea)
Lineage: Eukaryota; Viridiplantae; Streptophyta; Magnoliopsida; Fabales; Fabaceae
Source: the annotation of a GenBank genome assembly